AUGGCCUUAAAGACGUCAAUUGAAUCACAAAAUGUAGUGGCAGAUUAUUUUCUCGUUUUCAACAACGAAAUACGACGUUUUUUGGAUCCUUUAUGGUGCAAAUCGCAGCUUUCUAGCUCAUAUGUGCACGUAAACAGUAAGGUUAAAUGGUUGAGUAUGGGUGUUACUGAGCGUGAAAGCGCGGAUUUCAGUGAUGUGGAGAAUAAUGACGAUGAGGAGGAGGAGGAGGAGGAGGAAUUUGGGAAAGUGGAAGGCAAUUACCAAGGAGUUUUUUGGAGUUGUGAAGAGAAAGAGGUGUUUUUCCAUUACUUGUCGCGCGCUUCGAUUCAUGGACUCGAGAAUUGGGCUCAUUUUCUGCCGCGCAAGUCUAAAUUCGAGAUCAUGGCUUACUACGAAGUGCUUAGAAGGAAUUUGGAAGAGCUAAAGGGUCUCAAUAGUAAGCGUCAUGGUGGCAUUUUGACAAAAAUGGAAUUUCCUAUAGCAUACGAGAUGGAUGAGUUUUUUGUCGCGCUGGAGGAAGACGUCGGCCAACAGGUAGACAAAGAGUUACAACAAGAACAACAGCGGGCGGCGGAAGAGAAUGCUGGCUCUGAUUUACCUGACCAGCUCAUCGAUCUGGAAAACUGGUCCAAGCGUUGGAACCCCAUAUAUUCAAAGACAGGCGUGGAAGAGCUUCAACCUGCACCGAAAACAGCUCUUCCCUUCUCUUCUGAAUCUCUGCUUUUCCUGGAAAAAUGCGUCGAGCUUCAACUGCGCAGGAUCUUACUUUACACCGUUUUACCUAAUCUAGAUCGAAAGCACGUUCCUAGGAGCAACUUGUUGAAAGACAAGCCAUUCCGUCACUCAAAGCACCCAGAAGAACCAGACGAACUCGUAGUGACAGGUGAGUUUCAAUCAGCUUUCCCGCACGUUGUUUCAGAGGAGGAUGUUUGGAAAGGACUGGCCACGAUGCGACAAGAAGGUUUGGCAGCUCCCAGUCUGGCAGAAAGCGUACUCACCACAUUGAGAAAGUUCAAAUUAAAGCAUAAAGAGGGGCGAAUUUUCAAGACUCAUCGAACAGCCAUGGGUGUGGUACCUCGAAUUUUGGCGCACGCUGAAGCUGUUCACGAUUUAGAAAACUCAAGGAAAGAACAAAAGCUAAAAGAAGAACCGCACCCCGAAAUAUUCGCCCAUAUUCAUCAGAAGCUUUUCCAGUUAAACAGCAAAAGGAAGGACGAACAAAGCUUUAUUCCUGAAGACAAAUUCGACCAAAUCAAUAACCCUCUCGAGCAAAAGCUCUGUGAUUUAGAAUUAUUCAAGCUAGAACAGCAUGAUAUUCAUCUUUCAAAGCAAUACCAACACGCACUUCUUGUUUUUAUGCAAGGGAAGAACAAGCCCACGCAACCAUUAGCGCUGAAUGUUUGUGAUGAUCGUUUGGAUGAAGCAACCAUUCCGGAAGCGAUCCAACACGAAUUUCAAUACGAGUGA
This is a messenger RNA of Lachancea sp. 'fantastica', 1467 nucleotides long. Lineage: Eukaryota; Fungi; Ascomycota; Saccharomycetes; Saccharomycetales; Saccharomycetaceae. The record is from the annotation of a GenBank genome assembly.